Messenger RNA from Alligator mississippiensis (American alligator), 1116 nucleotides. It is a transcript of the gene B3GALT9, whose product is annotated as beta-1,3-galactosyltransferase 9. The transcript is spliced from 2 exons. NCBI's taxonomy places the organism in Eukaryota, Metazoa, Chordata, Crocodylia, Alligatoridae. Gene Ontology annotation, molecular function: hexosyltransferase activity. The record is from RefSeq and is a predicted model, not a curated record. Bases 1 to 1116 code for a protein of 371 amino acids. Gene Ontology annotation, cellular component: membrane.
AUGCAGGUGACAGUCUGCAGGCUCCGGACACAUCAGUGGUGUUUCAUUCUAUUUAAUGUUGUGCUUUUCCAUGCCUUGCUCUUUGGAGGAGAUCUGCUGGAGGAAUACUUUCUACGGUCAUUACCCAUCACAUACACAGAUGCAAAGAUUCUCGAAAUCCGGGAAAAGGCCAGGAAGUUAGACAUGGAGCCCCAUAAGACCAACAUUUCGAAGUCCUACAUCAUCAGUGGUUCUGAGGCAUGUUCAAAUCAAGAGGUAUUUCUUCUCACCAUCAUCUGCAGCAGACCAGAGAACAGGACAAGACGCGAUGCCAUCAGACAAACGUGGAGUAACAUGACCAGCAUCAGGGGAUACACUGUCCUGACCUUGUUUGCCUUAGGAAAGCCGUCUGCAGAAACCAUGCAGCGGGAGAUCAACGAAGAGUCUCAAAAAUACAGUGAUGUCAUUGAAGGAAGCUUCCUCGAUUGUUCCAGGAAUCAGACCUGGAAGACUGUGAUGAGCAUGGAGUGGACUGUAACUUUCUGCUCCCAUGCCAGGUUCAUUCUCUUAACCGAGGAAGAAGUCUUUGUCAGCCUGCCGAGUCUGGUUGAAUACUUGCUUAGUUUACGAACGCACCUGGAGGAUAUUUAUACUGGGAGGGUCAUUCACCAAGGGGUACCUGACAGAGACCCUCAAAGCCCAGGCUUCGUUCCCCUCAGCCAAUACCCAGAUGAGUAUUACCCUGACUACUGCAGCGGGACAGCAUUUGUCAUUUCCCAGGACGUUGCACGGAAGGUGUUCAUUGCUUCCAAGGAAGUGCCAGUCUCGGUGCCUCCAGAUGUCUUUGUUGGCAUUUGUGCUAAGAACGCUGGCAUCAUUCCCCUUCACAGCUCCCGAUUUUCUGGGAAAAGGCACAUCAGAUACAAUCGAUGCUGCUACAAAUUCAUUUUCACCUCUUCUGAAAUGGCAGAUGACGAACUGGUGCAAGAAUGGCAGGAAAUAAGCAAUGGAAAAGACUGCACUUUACUGGAAACUUAUUAUGGGCUGGUGUCCUGCAAAGUCUUGACCUACUUUGACAAGUUUAAGCAUUUUAACAUAGAUGUGAUAAAAAAAGAGGCUUUGCAUUUUAGUGAUUAG